AUGCCUCUAUUCGCUCGCAAGCGCGCGAGCUCGCAGCCGCCGCUGCCCCGGGGCCCUCCGAGUUCGUCGUCGGCCGCCAUAGCAGCGAGCGCCGCCUUUCUUAACAAGUCUCCGUCGGCCGCCUCGCUGUCCUCUGCCGCCGCCGCUCAAGCCCUCAGAUCCUUGACGUCGUCACCGGAACCCGUGGGAUCUAUCCAGACCAAGCGCAUGGUCCGGAGAGGCUCUCAAUCAUCGGUAGCGAGCGGCGCUGUCAUGGGCGGAAACCCUAGGAACGGCAUGGUCAGAACGACUAGCAAUUCGUCCAUGACCGACCGAACAUUCCGAUCGCCUUCGCCUGGAGGCAGGCAAAGAGCCGUGUCGCCUGCACCCGAUGCGCCUCCAGUCCCUGCCAUUCCCAAGAACGUCAUGAAAUCACAGCGGAGGGCAGCAAGUCUUGACGUGCCCAAUCGCAUCAGCGUGCCCCAGAGCCCAAGUACCCCCAGGAGCGCCAAGCGCAACACCAGUGUCGACAGAGCAGGCAGAACGCUCAACCUGCCUACAAUGCCUGAAUUGAAGAGAGAAGACAGCUCCGGUGUAAACUUCUCACGGCCCAUGAGCCCCAGUCGCGCCGUGUCUCCUCCACCACGCCCAAACUCAAGCGUCGGCUGGUUCACCUCGCCCAAGGUCAGCAAUGGAACUCCUCGUGCGAAUCCCUCGCCUUCGCCCGCCAGACCUCAAUCCGCUCUCGGACUUUCUUCGCCAGCGGCCAGANAAAUACAACAAGACGUGCAGAAUGCUGCCAAUGCGCCCGUCAAGAAGAACAAGAAGACUGUCACUGAAGGCGCGCGUCUCGCCAACGGUACCAUGAAUACAGCCCCUACUGGUUCUGCUGUGCGUAACGCACCACAACAACCUGUGCAGACAAAAGCCGCGCUAUCCCAGCCUAUCCCAGCAGAGACGACGCCCAAAAAGAAGAAGAGAACGACAGUCGUGCCUCCCGUAGAUACUCAAGCCUCUGGAGGCUCGUCGCUCGCGCCCGUCAAUCCUUCUCCUAGCACAGAUGCCUCCAACAGCCCAAGCUCCCCUCGUCCUACGAGCACCUUGCACAAGCAACCAUCUAUGGUUCGCGAAGAUCCGGAAGCUGAAGCUACUGCUGAGGUUCAGUCAAAGCCCAAGCCAAAAUCUACUCCGAUCAAAACUCCGGUCAAACACAAUCUGCUUAGGUCGCUUCGAGACACUGACCCAGGUACUCUGCCAGGAACCAUCACCACGUCCGAAGGAGCGGUCAAGGCUUACGUUGCGCCUGGAGGCACUCGUCCAAGAGCCGCCAGUCUAGAUGUGCCUAGAGGCUACGGUCAGCGCGCUGGCUCCUUGAGUCCUUCGCGCAACGUACAUGCACACUUCGUCGAGGGCUCGUCACUAGUCACACCAAUGAGUGUCAGACAUCAGCCUCCUCCUCGAUCUGUUUCGCCUAUGAAGUCAGCACUUAGACAGUCUCCUGCUUCCUCCGUUAGGAAUAUCUCUCCUAACGUGGCUGUUAAUGGCAGAGCAAAAGCUCCUCCUAGCGAAACAUCUGACACCACGUCUUUGGCUUCUCAGGACGGCAUCAAACCCGCCAAGGUAAAGAAGAGCGUUCGAAUCAGCGAGGAUGGCAAUGCCCCCGUCUCACCCGCUAUCGAUCCCAACGCACGAAGAGAGCUUUCAGGAUCAUGGGCGACCGACGACAUCAACGAAAUCAUGAAGCCACGAUCAGCACUUCCAUCCUUCAGCAGCGUCAGAGGUCGCAAGCUUGAGCAGGCUGAGAAGCCUGAAAAGAUCACCGAGACUGUAUCUUCUAGCAUGACAAACAGCGCAAGCACUUUGCCAGAUCAUCGCGAAGCUUCUAACGACCAUCUAGUGGGCGCCGUUCUAGCUCAGCAUUACGCCCAGAAAGAUCGCAUGUUUGAUAACCAGACGACUCACAUCACAAACGAGCCGCUUCCUCCGCAGGUAACUAGCAAGGAAACAUCAGUCGACAUGUCAGACUCGGCCUAUUCUGAGGACGAGACGGAACCGCAUGUCCAGCCAUCUUCUCAUUUUGAGAACAUGAUUACCAAGGAUGAGACAGUAUCGACUACCUACGAGUCCAAGACCUCGGAACACAGUACAGAGGCCCCUGAAGAAAACCCUAUCGAGGCUGCUGUGCCAUCCCUCGCUCUCCAGCCUCCCACACCUGGCGCUGAAGAGACUGGAUCUCCGCUUGAAGCAGCAGCUGUGCAGGCCGGUCAGAGACCCACGCUCAAGCAGCGCAACAGUAUGCCUGGAUCUUGGGAUGGUGAAGACUGGGCAGAGCACAACAAGCCUGCUGCUCUCUCGAGGCAAGCUAUUCGUGAUGAAGCUCUGUUGUCCGAGAACGACUCAAGCGAUGACGAGGCAGAAGUGCUGCAACCCACUCAGACUACGAUAGAUGAACACUCACCAGUGCUGCAACCCAUCUAUGAAUCGGAUUCUGAUACAAGCGAAGAUUUUGCAGAUGCCGAAGAAGACUUCCACCAUGGUGGUUUCGCUUCUCUCAAUGCCAUUGUCGAGAGUCCUGUGGUCAAGCCUGCAGCUGUUAUUCCUAGCCCUCCAAUUAGCCCACAAGUUGCCCUUCCACCUUCGAGAGCUACCAUGUCAGAUUCAUCUGUUCUCACAGACGAGCAGCUCAUGACGACAGACAAUACUGACUGGAACUCGGCAACUGCGUACUGGAGCAGUUUGAGCAGAACGAAAAAGUUGGAGCUCGAAGCCGAAGCUGAGGCCGCGAUUGCCGCUCCCGUCGUCGAGGCUGCACCCAAACCUAAGAAGAAGAGGCAGCCUGUCGACCAGUUGGAUAUAACAAAUCCCACUACCUUUGCGCCGGCUGUCAUCUCAACCAGAGAUGAUCCCUUCGAGACUGACGAGCAGCAAGAGUCGCGUGCACCUGUCAUGCGCAAGUCGAUGCGCACAUCUGGCGAGUCAGAGCGUACCUCGAGCGAAACUCAGAUGCGCAAGUCUAUGCGAGGUCCUCAUGCGCCUGCUGCUCCUUCGAACGAGACACACAUGCGUACGUCUAUGCGUGCCGGUGGAACGAUGCGCUCUGAGGGAUCUAUGAGAACCUCAAUGCGCGGAGACGCUGGCGGUAAGCCUGCCUCUAAGAGAGUGUCGGCUCCCGUCGCGACUAGCAUUCCUGGAGCAGGUUCGGCCGCUGCUGCAGCAGCCAAGUCGCAGCCUGCGCAAAAGCCCUCCAAACCAGUCGUUGCUCCUCUCCCAGCUUACGAUUCAGACUCCGAAUCCAGCUUCAAGAAGAACAAGCGUCGUGGUUCAGUUUCGACUGUGGAUUCAGUCGGCAAAUACACCAUGAAGCGCUCAAUGCGCUCUGGUUCCGUAGAUGCUGGCCCUCCACCCGCCGAGCGUGGACGAGCACUUUCGCCGCCAGCUUCACCGCCAGCCAAGAACGGAAGUGGCCGAUUCAGCCUGCGUUCUCUCUCACCAACAGGAUCCUUCAUGGGCCGCAACCAAGGCGAGAAGAUCAGGCAGUCCUUGCGUGGGGCACCUGCAGAUGAUGCGCCAACGAUGCGUGGCAAGAACAGCAGAGCUUCGCGUGAUGCAAAGGCUCAAUCCGGCUUCAGCAUGUCUGGCUUUGGCAAAGUAAAGGCAGCACCUGCACCCACACCAAAGGCAAAGUCCGGGNGCUUCAGAUCUCGUUUCGCGGACAGUGAUGACGAAGAUGAUGCUCCCCGAGGCGCAUACCGCAGUCGCUUCGCUGACUCCGAUGACGAAGAUUCUCCUAUCGGCCCUCCCAAGCAUAUGCCUGCCAAUCUUGCACCAGUCCGUGGCAUUCCCAAGCGUGGAGGUCAAGAUUCUGAUUCAACCGAUCUCUCCGACUCUGAAGAUGAGGGUCGCAACGGAAAGAAGUCUGCUGCAAGAGCCAGCAACAAGCCUGCUGUGCCCAGCCAAUCAGACAUAGAUGCAGCAAUGGAGGCUGCCAGACGUAAUGUCGCUGCCAUGAACGGUGGUCGCGAACCUGGUGUACCUCAAGCACCUCCAGUACCAGCAAGCAACACCACAGUGCCGGAAACACCCAUGACACCCACCAGACGCAAGGGCUUCCUCGGAAGCGUACUUCGCAGAAACAGCUCAUCCGUUGUGCCACAGUCACCGGUCGAUUCACAACACCCGCGCAGUCCCACUACAAUGCGCAGUCCCAAACAGCCCAAGCUUCAAAGGCGCACAACACCACAGAAUUGGCCUCUACCCGCUGCACCCACAAAUGGCGAUGCUAGUAACAAUCCCAGACCAACGACCAGCGACGGCGUGCCAGCCAUGAAAAAGACCAUGCGACCAGACCUCAACAGGCGCAGCAUGAGCGGCAACGAGCUCAACACCAUGGCCAACGGAGGCACCAUGCAGAGCGCCAGCUCCAACAAGAAGAAGAAGUUCUCGGGCUUGAGGAAGCUAUUCGGCUUACACGACUAA
This is a messenger RNA of Aureobasidium vineae, 4455 nucleotides long. NCBI's taxonomy places the organism in Eukaryota, Fungi, Ascomycota, Dothideomycetes, Dothideales, Saccotheciaceae. The record is from the annotation of a GenBank genome assembly.